AUGGCAAGCCCAAAUUUUCGCAUUGCAAUUGUCGGCGCUGGCCAAGUUGGUGGCGCCACGGCUUACGCGAUGAUUUUGCGCUCUAUAGCUACCGAGCUCCUUUUGGUUGACAUUGACUCGGCCAAGAGAGAUGCUCAGGUUUCCGAUCUCUCCGAUGCGACAUAUAUCAGUAACAGCGGUACACGCGUUAGGGCGGCCACACACCAUGAGGCAGGCCAGUGUGAUAUCAUAAUCAUUACUGCAGGAGCGAAGAAUUUCUUAGCCGAGAUAAGCAUUUUGCAUAUGUACCGUCAUAUUGGAAUGAUUCGCAAUGUAGUUCAGGCAAUGAGUCCGUUCAAGUCAGAUUCAAUAUUGCUUAUUGUCGCAAAUCCAGUAGACCUGUUGACACAAAUCGCCCAAGAAGUUUCUCGACUUCCGACGGCGCAAGUCAUAGGGUCAGGCACAUUCCUCGACUCCGUUCGUCUCCGCGGGCUGUUAGCCGACAAAGCGGGUGUAGCUGCAAAGUCAAUAGAUAUCCAUGUUUUGGGCGCGCAAGGUGAUUCGCAAGUCGUCGCAUGGUCUACAGCUACAGUUGGCGGUAUCCCCAUCGCUCAAUCAAUCCCACCUAGCACUAUCGAUCAGAAAGAGCUGGAGCGACAGACCAAAGAUAGAACGAAGGAUAUUGUAAGAGCCAAACAGGCAACGACAUUUGGAAUUAGCUCAAUCGUGACCAGCAUCUGCUCUUCUAUCCGCCACGACACUCGCAAUGUUCGCCCUAUUAGCCACUUUCAACCUGAGUUUGGUUGCUGUUUUAGUUCCCUGGUGGUAUUGGGAAGAAAGGGCAUUACUAGGGAGAUUAAUAUGUCGUUUGAGAGCGAAGAACAAGCUGCUAUAUUACGAUCAGCAAACGAACUCAAGGAAACGAUGGACCGCGUCCAUGAGAAUUAUCAGGAUUAG
Messenger RNA from Talaromyces rugulosus, 936 nucleotides. RefSeq lists its product as uncharacterized. NCBI's taxonomy places the organism in Eukaryota, Fungi, Ascomycota, Eurotiomycetes, Eurotiales, Trichocomaceae. The transcript has 3 exons. Gene Ontology annotation, molecular function: oxidoreductase activity, acting on the CH-OH group of donors, NAD or NADP as acceptor. The record is from RefSeq and is a predicted model, not a curated record. Gene Ontology annotation, biological process: carboxylic acid metabolic process. Bases 1 to 936 code for a protein of 311 amino acids.